Messenger RNA from Arabidopsis arenosa, 626 nucleotides. The record is from the annotation of a GenBank genome assembly. Lineage: Eukaryota; Viridiplantae; Streptophyta; Magnoliopsida; Brassicales; Brassicaceae.
UUCGGGUUCUAAUUGGAUAAAACCCGAGUCGAUCGGAUCCUUGGAAAUCAGGCGAAGAAGUCUUGCUUGCUAGAGAGACGACGAAAUUUCUCCAGGAUUUGGGAUUAGAGAGAGAGAGUGAGAAAAAUGGCGUCGGGGUGGGGGAUUACGGGAAACAAAGGGAGAUGUUACGAUUUCUGGAUGGAUUUCAGCGAAUGUAUGUCUCAUUGCAGAGAGCCCAAAGAUUGUACACUUCUUCGUGAAGACUACCUCGAGUGUCUUCACCAUUCCAAAGAGUUCCAACGAAGAAACAGGAUAUACAAAGAGGAACAACGUAAACUAAGAGCUGCUUCAAGGAAAGGCGAAGAAACUGGGGAUGGAACUCAUACUCAGCACUAGUCAGAGAAUUUUCCUCCUAUCUCCAAAGCUUGCAUCUUUAGCAGACGAGAAGAAGAAUAAAAGAGGUUCUUUGAAGAUUUCUGUAUGUUGUGCCAAACUUCAUUUGAUUGUUUUCACUUUCAGUUUGCUCUUGCAAUGGAUUUUUUCUUUUUUCUUGUCUAUUACCUUUGACUGAGUUGUAAUAUGCCUUUGGCUUGCUCAUCAAACACAGACUCCUUCUUUUAUGGUAAUAAUUACUCUUACAGGUA